CUGAGACUGACCUGGAUAGCUAUACAGAACAAGCAAUCACACGGAAUAAGCUGCAUAUUACAUUUCAGGAUGACCACAGUGACUCAAAAAUGGUCACAAAUGUUCAGACACCCCUGCAAAAGGAGGAGAACCGAUGUGUGAUACUGCGCAUGGUCAAAAAAUUAAAACUGGCUGGACAUGCGAAGAUUAGUGCUGAUAGCUGGAUGUGUUUAUUUAGACAUUCAAGCAACUACAAUUCCAAGUUAAAAAAGAAAUUCAAGAAUGGCCAUGGCUUUGGCUUAUGCCAGCUUAACAGUGGGCAACAUUGUAAGGAUGGAAAGGCUCCUUCUAAAAAUGUUUGCAAAAUUUCAUGUUCCAAAUUUCUAAAUGAUGAUUUUAAUGAUGACAUUAGAUGCCUUAAGAAGAUUGUGAAAAGCGUUAAAGAUUUAAAUGCAUGGCCGGGUUGGAACAAUCGUUGCAAAGGGAAGAACCACAAGCAAUAUAUAGAGGGAUGCAAACCCUAAAGAAGAUAUAUUAGAUGUUACCUGUUACUAUUCUGAUCAUCCACUUCAUUUAUCUAGUAAACCAGACUACAUCGUGCUGAGGUGUAUAUGAUUCUUCAAUAAACAAA
Molecule: messenger RNA, 610 nt
Organism: Rana temporaria (common frog)
Lineage: Eukaryota; Metazoa; Chordata; Amphibia; Anura; Ranidae
Product: lysozyme C-1-like
Exons: 4
Coding region: 90-503 (137 amino acids)
Molecular function (GO): lysozyme activity
Source: RefSeq, a predicted model, not a curated record